Trichobilharzia szidati is the source of this 1830-nucleotide messenger RNA. The record is from the annotation of a GenBank genome assembly. Lineage: Eukaryota; Metazoa; Platyhelminthes; Trematoda; Strigeidida; Schistosomatidae.
GUUAAUUCGCUAAUUAUGGAAUUUCUGUUCAAAGAUUCACGAAGGCUUUUCACAUGCCUACUAAUUUUCCGAAUUUUCAAUGCCUUACUGAUUCAAACAUCCUAUGUAGCAGAUGAGUAUUGGCAGUCGAUUGAAGUGGCGCAUAACUGGGUGUUUGGAUACGGAUCGUUAACUUGGGAAUGGCAAUCGGAUAUUGCGCUACGAAGUCCUUUACAUCCAAUUUUAAUAAGCCUGUUGUACAAAUUAUUCGCAUUGUACGGUAUUGACUCACACUGGCUAAUAGUGAAAUCGCCUCAAAUUUUACACGCUUGUUUUGCAGCUGUAGCUGAUUUUCAUUUGUAUAAAUUUGUCAGUCAAUUGUCCGGUUAUGAAGUGGCUAGAUGGACAUUGUUUCAUCAUAUAUGUAAUUGGUUCACCAUAUACUGUGCUCCACGUAGUUUAUCGAAUUGUCUGGAAUGGUGUCUGUUUAUAAUCGGCUUAUCCUACUACCCAUGGAGUAGUGUCUGUGAAACAAGCACAGUGUCCGCUCAAUCCAUUCGUUCUGACCAUCCGAAAACGUUUAUAUUUAUUGCUGUGCUAUGUGUUCUACUACGUCCAACAGCUGCUAUCAUUUGGUUUCCUCUGUGUAUCUGGCAUCUAUGGCAAAAGUGUAAAGUGAGUAGUUGUUCGUGGAGUGGAAAUAACGAUUCCUGCAUAAAAGAACAUAAAGAUAAUUCCAGAUGUAAACAAUUGCUGAGUAAUUUUAUGCGUCAGAUACGAGUUUAUCUGAGCAUUAUCAUUCCCUGUGUCGUCUGUUCGUGUAUUUUGGACCGUUGGGCAUUUGGCAGAUGGACAAUAAAUCAAUGGAACUUUGUUAAAUUCAAUGUUUUGCACGGUGGAUCAGGUGUAUAUGGUGUUCAACCAUGGCAUUGGUAUCUAUCACAAGGAUUGGUGGUUAUGCUGUUGACGCAAACACCUCUAGUUCUAGGCUUUAUAAUCAUCUACAUUAAAUAUGGUCCAUUUUCACGGAAAGAUUUUGAGGAAUACAGCGAAAAGAUUGGCAAUUCAAAUGUUUCUAGACGUCGAUUGUUUCGUGAUCCCACUGGCAUAUGCAUUAUUGUCAUACUGUGGACUGUUAUGUGUUAUAGUUUUCUUUCCCACAAAGAAUUUCGAUUCAUCUUUCCAUUGAUUCCAUUGGGUAUGUAUUUUUGUGGAGUUACCUCAGUAUGGUUUAUUCAUCGUUACAAGUCUAGACUACAAUCUCUACGAAGUCAGUAUUCCCGACGUCGAUACUUGAUAUGCUUCAUCCUUGUAACACAGAUCCCUUUGGCUUUGUAUACCUGUCAAGUGCAUCAACGCGGUGGUUUGCAGGCAGUUAGCUUCCUAAACGAAGAAAUAUCCCGAAAACAACUUGGGAGGAGUAAUGAGCUUACAACAGUUUUAUGCCUAAUGCCAUGUCAUACUGUUCCGUCGAUAGGAUAUCUGCAUAAAAAUAUCACAUUUAGACAGCUGUCUUGCGAACCAGAUCUAAGAAAAUUUAAACCUGACAACAACAACUAUCAGUACACAGACGAAGCUGAUGUAUUCUACGAGAAUCCGAAAUUAUGGUUGGAAAACUACUACUACUACUCUGCACCGUCGAUGAUGAGUAGUAGUAGCAAGUUGAACAGAGAUUUUCAAAGACCACAGUUUCUACUGAUGUUUGACCAUCUGAUUCAUACUUACGAAUCUGUACAGCCACUUUUGCUCUCUUGGAACUACAAACUGUGUGGAAGGUUAUUUUUCUCGCAUGUAUUAACACAUCCACGAUACAGUAGAAGUAUACUGUUUUACUGCUUAAAUAAUACUUAA